This is a messenger RNA of Trichoderma gamsii, 729 nucleotides long. RefSeq lists its product as hypothetical. NCBI's taxonomy places the organism in Eukaryota, Fungi, Ascomycota, Sordariomycetes, Hypocreales, Hypocreaceae. Bases 1 to 729 code for a protein of 242 amino acids. The record is from RefSeq and is a predicted model, not a curated record. Gene Ontology annotation, biological process: cytokinin biosynthetic process. Gene Ontology annotation, molecular function: hydrolase activity, hydrolyzing N-glycosyl compounds. Gene Ontology annotation, cellular component: cytosol. The transcript has 2 exons.
AUGACUGCUGAUUCUAUCACAACUGGCCAGACUGGCUCUUCCAACGGCUCUUCCAACGGCCACACCAAUGGCACGCCUCGCACCAAGAUUUGCGUAUACUGCGGCUCAAGCGGCGGAAACGACCCCGAGCACAUGGAAACUGCCCGCGAGCUCGCCAGAGUAAUGGCCGAGAACGACAUUGAUCUCGUCUACGGCGGCGGCACUGUCGGCCUCAUGGGCGAAGUCGCCAAAACCCUCUGCGAGCUCAAGGGCCCCGAGUCCGUGCACGGCAUCAUCCCCGAGGCCCUCGUCAAGUACGAGCGCAACGGCACCUACCAGACCAUCAACGUGAACAACCAGUACGUGCCCACCGAGUCCACCUACGGCCGCACCACCGUCGUCAAGGACAUGCACACGCGCAAGAAGCUCAUGGCCGAGGAGGUCUUCGCCGGCGGGCCGGGCAGCGGCUUCCUCGCCCUCAGCGGCGGCUACGGCACCGUCGAGGAGCUCUUCGAGACGGUCACCUGGAACCAGCUGGGCAUCCACAAGCGCGGCAUCUGCCUGCUCAACAUCAACGGCUACUGGGACGGCAUCAUCCAGUGGGUUGAUAAGGCUGUCGAGCAGGGCUUUGUCAAGCUGCCCAACAAGGACAUUCUGGUGACGGCGACGACCGCCGAGGACGCCAUCUUGGCGCUGAUGAACUACCAGGUCAGCGAGGGCACUUUUAAGCUAGAGUGGGGAUCGCAAUAA